This is a messenger RNA of Lodderomyces margitis, 2634 nucleotides long. It is a transcript of the gene TERT, whose product is annotated as Tertp. The coding region runs from base 1 to 2634 and encodes 877 amino acids. The transcript has a single exon. The record is from RefSeq and is a predicted model, not a curated record. Gene Ontology annotation, molecular function: telomeric repeat DNA binding; telomerase RNA binding. Gene Ontology annotation, biological process: telomere maintenance via telomerase. Gene Ontology annotation, cellular component: telomerase catalytic core complex. NCBI's taxonomy places the organism in Eukaryota, Fungi, Ascomycota, Pichiomycetes, Serinales, Debaryomycetaceae.
AUGGAACUGGCUAAACCACUAUUGUUGUACAUAUCUGACACCUCAGUUCAAAAUGAAUCACCAACCUUUCAAUCAUUCUUGUCGUCGGUGAAAAUUGUUCCCUUGAACAAAGAGUCCAGACACCGUAUAUCAGCCAAGUUAAGAUUCCGAAAUGACUUUAAAAAAUAUGUCAAACUGUUGGUGGCUGAUUUGUUAAAGAAUCAGUCGGAUAAUGUUUUGGUUUCUGGUUUGCCAAAGAUAAAGAGAAGCAAUUACCUUUCUGCUACGAACAACUCGGUCUACUCAUCUUUUGUAAUAAAUGAGUUGCAUUCAUACAAUUGGAAAAGACUUUUUGAGAUAUUGGGGUCAAUGCGCAUGACUGACUUAUUGACCAACUGGAAAGGCUUUGUUUCAAAAGAGGGUAGCUUAAUUCAAAUCUUUGGAGAUAGAAUCACGUAUGCUGGGAAGAAACAGACCGCCGGUCCUUCAAAAUUGAUCAAAAAGUCCUCCAUAUUUCACCACCUACAAUCCAAACCAAGAUAUUGGGACUUUUCAUUAAUUAAUCUAGAAGCUGAUGAACUUGUUCAAGAAAUCUUUGGAAAAAAUACAAAAGCUAAACGGUUUAGGAAAAUAAAGUACUUGGUAAAUACAAUUAUCAAGAAGGAUCGUGCCUGUAAAUACCACUUAAUUUACCAAAAGCUACUACUACUGGAAAAACGUAUCGAUCCAUAUAGGACUUGCAGCAAUGCAAGCCCUUUUCCUGAGGUUGUUCAAUAUGUGUUUGUCAUUUUGGGUAAGUUACUAUCCUUGGAAGCGUGGGGAGGUUCGGCAAACAAAGCCAUCCUACGAAAGCGAGUAGAAGAGUAUUUGAAGCUCGACUCAAAAGGAACUUUGCAUAUACAUGAUAUUGUAAAGUGGCUCCGAUUAAGUGACUAUCAGUGGCUUGGGACAACAUUCCAGGUGAGCUCGAAGCAAGAUUUUGAAAUUCGGCAAAGAUUGCUUCAAGAUUACAUUCAAUGGUUAUUUGGGACUGUUCUUAAGAAAAUUAUCCGUGCUUUUUGGUAUGUUACUGAGUCCACUGAGGGCGAGAUUUUGUAUUUCCCUCGUCAUAUCUGGCACAAAAUUUCGCUUUUGUGGUUGGAGUCGUAUUCGAGAGACAACUUUGUCAGGUCGGCUUUAAUUGGAAAUGAACAUUACAACUAUGGAACACUUAAACUAAUCCCAAAGCGAGAUACAUUCCGAUUGAUUUGCAUUCCAUCAAAGAGAUUGCCUAGCCUUUUAGAAUCUAAGCUAACACCAGAGCUGCAGAAAGACCAAGAUGCCAAAUUCUACACCUUUCGAGCCAAUGUAUUACGGCCAGUUAGACUUAUUUUGCAAAACAAAUACAAUGAGCGAGCUCAGAAGGAUCUGUGUUACUCCACUACUGCAUCUUCCUCCCAGCAAAUCGCCGAUAGACUUCUUGCAUUUAAGUCCCAGUUAUUGCAAAAAUUUUCGACUGUGCCACAGCUAUAUUUCAUCAAAUUUGAUAUGAAGGAAUGCUAUGACAGAAUGAACCAGAAAAAGUUGAUUGAAAAAGUCAUUAGCUUAUUCCGGGACGACAAGCCAGAGACAAGGUACUACUAUAGGAGUGUUGGAAAGAUGAGGCGAAACUUAAUGCAGCAAACCAUGAAACAUUUUGCCACUCCUGACUUAACUGAUCUAAACCUACUUUCUAAUGAUCUAGCUCGAGGCGAAAAAUCAGUCUGGGUAGAUACAGGAAAGACUAUAUAUUUGACCCGGAAACAGGUUAUAAGCGAAUGCAUUCAACAGAUUUUUGGGGCAAAGGGCUACAUUGAAGACCCCAAGACCCAUUCGCUAAAAUUUUUCAGAAGGAAACAAGGCGUAUUCCAGGGGUUUUCUUUACUGAGUAUUUUUUGUGAUAUACUAUACAGUGCAAUGGUUGCUGAGAAUUUCAGGUUUUUGUGGGAGUCUGAUUCUCCAUUCUUGUUUGCAAGGUUGGUGGAUGACUUUUUAAUCAUAACUCCUGACGUUGACCAGUAUAACAAGGUGUUGAAGGUUAUUUCCGACGGCCGGUUACAGAAGUAUGGAGCUUACGUAAACGAUGAAAAGACGCAAAUAAUUGACCAUACCAAGACGAGCAAAACAUUACAGUUUGUCGGAUUGGAGAUUGAGGUUGAUACAUUAAAUUUGAGUACCAACUACUCGAAGUUUGGCACCUUGUCAACCAGUAAUUACAGGACAUUUAGCAGCUUACUAUGCUUUCUAAAGACGGCGUAUACGUCAAGGUUACAUGAAUACAUGCUAAUUUGUGCCAGUAAUUCUUUCCAGAACACCCUCAAGAAUGUCCUGGACUUGCUACAGUUUAUAAUGGCCCAGUUCAAAUGCAAAUUUCAAAAAUUAUCAACUACUGAUACAUUUAAUCCGGGGCAAUUCAACAAAUUUCUAUUGAGCAUUAUUUCCCUCACGUUAGAUAAGUUUGGAAAAUGUAACAAGAGUUGUGAUUUGGUAGACGACUUUCUUGACAGUAUGUUGACCACUCUUGCGGAUGCUUUAGCACACGGUCCGCAAUACAAAGAGGUCAUUAAAUACUUGAUGGAGUCAAGUUUAGAAGAUGUCGGCCCUGAAGUUCCCGGCCCCGUUGAUCUUCAGGUUUGA